AUGGAAUUGUGCGCCUGUUUUCCAAAGGUGGGGAGCUUCCUAGAGGUGGUGGGGGACGUCACCGGACUGAGCAAGGCGUCGGUUUUACUGAGUGUGGCAGCCUUGACACCGAUCCUCCUGCGCCAUGCCCGAGUGCACAUCAAGAUACCCACCACAAGGGAGGAGAUCCGCCAGGUCCACCAAGGAUUCCACGCCAUGGCUGGGAUCCCCCGGGUGAUUGGCGUAGUGGAUGGCACCUUGAUCCCCAUCCUCAAUCCCUCCUUGGUGGACCCGUGCUGGAUUGGGAGGAAGCACUUUUCUGCCAUCAACACGCAGGUGGUGGUGGACCACGAGGGCCUGAUAACGGACAUCGUUGCCAGGAGAGAGUUUAGCUGGAGCUUCCUCCUCGGGGACAGCGGCUACCCUCUCCACAGCUACCUGGUGACCCCUGUGACCAACCCGGCAACACCAGCAGAGGAGAGGUUUAAUGAGGCCCACACAGACACCAGGACCCACAUUGAAUGGAUGUUUGGCAGGUGGAAGUCACGGUUCCGUUGUAUCCAUCGUUCAUCGGGGGGGAUGCGCCUGUCACCUGCCAAGAGUCGUGGCGUCAUCGUAGUCACCGCCAUGCUCCACAACAUGGCUGUGCGCGCUGGGGCAGAUGAGCCUCCUCCCUUGGAUAAGGACGAGGAUUCUGAAGACGACGAUGCCCAACCUCCGGUCCCCGAUGCCCGAGCAGCACUCCACCAAGCCGGUGUCCAGACAAGACAGGAGCUCAUCGACCUGUUUUUUUGA
This is a messenger RNA of Cololabis saira (Pacific saury), 774 nucleotides long. Its product is annotated as putative nuclease HARBI1. The record is from RefSeq and is a predicted model, not a curated record. The coding region runs from base 1 to 774 and encodes 257 amino acids. Lineage: Eukaryota; Metazoa; Chordata; Actinopteri; Beloniformes; Belonidae. The transcript has 3 exons.